AUGCCACGAUUAAAUAAAUUUACAUUUAAUAUUAACUCAAACAUUCGUCUUUAUAAUCAAAUUGAUUUACUAUUAAAUGAAGAUAUUCAACAUACAUUUGAAGAAUUUAAAGAUAAUCAGAUUGUCUCUUGUGUUAAUUAUUUUCCAAAGAUACAAGAAGAUGGAUUAUUUAAAUAUGUUUAUGAAAUAUCAUUAUCGGAUGAACAUCCUUUUGAACAUAAAUUUUUUCUUCGAAUUGCUCAAUCAUUGCCAUUAUUAGAGAAAUUAACUUUGAUUAAUGAAAAACCACAGAUUAACAAAUUAUGCAAUGAAUCAAAUAAUGACAAUCAAGAUUUGUCAAUCAUUAAAUAUUCUCAUCUAGCUGAACUUAGUUUUCAAUAG
Molecule: messenger RNA, 381 nt
Organism: Rotaria sp. Silwood1
Lineage: Eukaryota; Metazoa; Rotifera; Eurotatoria; Philodinida; Philodinidae
Source: the annotation of a GenBank genome assembly